This is a messenger RNA of Symbiodinium sp. CCMP2456, 1095 nucleotides long. NCBI's taxonomy places the organism in Eukaryota, Dinophyceae, Suessiales, Symbiodiniaceae. The record is from the annotation of a GenBank genome assembly.
AUGUAUCGAGCGCUGUAUUUUGGCUUUGGCCUGUUGGGCGUUGCAUCUUUCGAGGUGCAUCCCGAUCGGGCAGACAUGAUAGCAGAAAUCCAGCGUACACCAGGAGUUACCUGGGUCCCUGGCGUCGUGGAGCGUUUUGCCGCAGAGGCGCCUGGAGCCUCAAAGAGCCUUUGCGGCGUAAAAGGCAACACGACGAAGUCCAUCGAGUCGGCAGUCAAGCGAGGAGAGAUCCAGCGCUUCUUUGAGACGGAUGGAGACAUCCCGGAGGAGUUCGACUCGGCAGCGCAGUGGCCAGAGUGUGAGAAGAUGAUCGGUGACAUCCGUGACCAAUCUCACUGCGGCUGCUGCUGGGCCUUUGCAGGGGCUGAAGCCGCCUCUGACCGAAUGUGUAUUGCAACGAAGGGCAAGACGAUGAUUCCCAUCUCGGCCCAGGACGUGUGCUUCAAUUCCAACCCAGAUGGUUGCGACGGAGGGCAGAUUGAUACACCAUGGCAAUACAUCAAGGACACCGGUGCUGUCAGUGGUGGCCAGUACAAAGGAACAGGUCCUUUUGGGCUUGGCCUUUGCAGCGACUUCUCGCUGCCCCAUUGCCACCACCAUGGCCCCAAAGGCAAGGACCCGUACCCUGCCGAGGGCUCAAAAGGCUGCCCACAGGCUGAGUCUCCCUCGGGACCAACGCAGUGUGACACCACAGCCAAAGCGCCUCACAACGAUUUCAAACAGGACAAGUAUUCCUACAAGGGAAAGACGCAGACAGCAUCUGGGGAGCGGGCCAUCCAACAGAUGAUCAUGGCCGGUGGACCCGUGGAGACCGCGUUCGAUGUGUACUCAGACUUCGAGCUCUACAGCCAUGGGAUCUACCACCACGUGAGUGGUGGGAUGGUAGGCGGACAUGCCGUGCGAAUGGUCGGCUGGGGCGUCGAUGGCGGUGUGAAGUACUGGAAGAUUGCAAACUCCUGGAACCCAUACUGGGGUGAGAAAGGGUACUUCCGCAUGAGGCGUGGAACCAACGAAGGUGGCAUCGAGAAUGGUGUUGUUGGCUCUUCCAGUGAUGCAGAGUGGGGGCGCGGAGCGGGCGCCGCAAUCGUCGUUUGA